GUACCGUAAAUAUGCCCAGCGGAGAUACCGAAAAAGCGGACGAGUUGAAUGAAAAGCUUGAUGCUUUUGCCAGAGAUUUAAAGCAGGGGUCAAUAGAGGGGUCUUACAAUGUAGCGUUCAGAACAGUUUCUUUGCUGCGAAUAGUAAUUGCUCAGUCCAAAUGCAGCUCAGCAAAAGAAGUAAUGGCAAAUGUUAUUAAGGAAGGGAAAAGAUUGAUGGCUGCUCAGCUCACAGAAACAGCUGUUGGAAACAUGGUGAGAAGAGUUCUCAAAAUUAUCAGAGAGGAAUACGCAAGUGCAUUACGAGGUAAAUCGGAGGAGGGAGAUCCCAAGGAAUCUCUACAUAAAAUGCUGUUGGCUGGCGGUGAGAUUGAUGACUUCAGUCAAUCUGUACCAAACCUCAAGGCCUCAGUUUUAGAUGCAAUAAGUGAACUAAUAACAGAACUGGAGAACAGUGCAGACAACAUUGCUGGUCAAGCACUAGAACACAUCCAUGCUAAUGAAGUCAUUUUAGCGGCAGGGAAAUCAAGAACAGUGGAAGCAUUCUUAAAGAAAGCAGCAAAGAAAAGAAAGUUUCAAGUAAUUGUGGUUGAAUGUGCUCCAUUUUUCCAUGGCCAGGAACUAGCCGUGAGUUUAGCCCGAGCCAACAUAGAGACUACGGUCAUUAAUGAUUCUGCUGUCUUUGCUAUUAUGUCCAGAGUUAAUAAGGUUAUUAUAGGAACUCAUACAGUGAUGGCAAACGGAGGAUUAAAAGCUGUAAAUGGUUCUCAUGCAAUAGCCCUAGCUGCCAAGCACUAUUCAGUUCCACUUCUGGUUUGUGCAGCCAUGUUUAAAUUAUCACCACAAUAUUUGUGUUCCUAUGACCAGGAUGCCUUUAACAAGUUUGUGAGCCCUAAGGAUGUAAUGAAUUUUGAGGAGGGAGAGAUAGCAUCUAAAGUCCAGAUAGAUAACCCUGUGUUUGAUUAUGUCCCACCAGAACUUGUCACGCUCUAUGUAUCUAACAUUGGAGGAAAUGCCCCAUCUUAUGUUUACAGACUUUUAAGUGAAUUUUAUCAUCCCGAUGACCAUGAACUUUGAACCCGUGGCAUUGGUGUUACUGGUAGAGAAAGGGAUUAAGUUGUGAAAAUGCUGAAUCAAACAAAGCAGUUUGUAUUUUAAUCAAGUUAUUUUGAAUUCCUCAAAAAGGAAACAGCUAAAAUAAACAUCAGUAAAAAAAAAUUAAGAAUUGAUCAGUUGCGGUGGAAUUUGUCGUUGCCCCAUCCUUUAUUGUGUUGUUGAACUUCACUGCUUUCUGUAGGAAAAUGACAUGGUCUCCAUAAUUGUUCUUACAAAAUUUUGUUGUUUUUGAGGUUCUUUCACAAAUUUCAGAAGUAAUUUGUGAAAAACUUGUGCCUCUCUGAGUCUCUGACAAUAAAAGUUAUUCGUUGUUGUUUUUAUUGAAAAAUAUAUGUACAAUGUAUGUACAUGUUAGAAUACCAAAAUAACAUAAACACAUGAAAUAAUGUGUAAAUUAUUUAUUUUUUUCAAAGUCUGUAUAAAAUUCAUGAAAUAAAAAUAGCUAUCAAAAGACAGGAAUGUUGUUAUAUGAUUUGAGAGAGAAAUUUUGUGUUAUCAACAGCACUAUGAUUAAUUAAUAAUCAACACCACAAAAAAGACAAAAACCUUAAAACCUUAAUUAAGUAAGUAACAAACUACAAGUCAUAUACACACAC
This is a messenger RNA of Saccostrea echinata, 1711 nucleotides long. Its product is annotated as translation initiation factor eIF-2B subunit beta-like. Gene Ontology annotation, molecular function: guanyl-nucleotide exchange factor activity; translation initiation factor activity. Gene Ontology annotation, cellular component: eukaryotic translation initiation factor 2B complex. NCBI's taxonomy places the organism in Eukaryota, Metazoa, Mollusca, Bivalvia, Ostreida, Ostreidae. Gene Ontology annotation, biological process: translational initiation. The transcript has 14 exons. Bases 12 to 1076 code for a protein of 354 amino acids. The record is from RefSeq and is a predicted model, not a curated record.